AGAAGAGAAAUCGGGAGAGAGAAGGCAUCAGGCAUCACCAUCAUAUCAUGGCUGCUGCAGCGGAAGAAGAAAAGGAGUUCUACCUGAGGUACUAUGUCGGGCACAAGGGAAAAUUUGGACACGAGUUCCUGGAGUUCGAGUUUAGACCGGACGGUAAGCUCCGUUACGCCAAUAACUCAAACUACAAAAACGAUACGAUGAUCCGGAAGGAGGUGUUUCUCACCCCCGCCCUUCUCUCCGAAUGCAAGCGUAUCGUCUCCGACAGCGAGAUAAUGAAAGAAGAUGAUUUUAAGUGGCCGGAACCUGACCGUGUUGGAAGACAAGAGCUUGAGAUCGUUAUGGGAAAUGAGCAUAUCUCCUUCGCUACCUCUAAGAUUGGUUCUCUUGUUGAUGUCCAGAGCAGUGAUGAUCCUGAAGGUCUUCGCAUCUUCUACUAUCUUGUUCAGGACUUGAAAUGUCUUGUUUUUUCGCUCAUCUCGCUUCACUUCAAGAUCAAGCCUAUUUAGAGAAAGAAGAAAUCAGUCUACUUGCUGCUGAUGGGAGUAUAUGGCUGAAGUUUUUUUUUUUUGUAUGUUUCUGGCUCAUUACUAUUACUGAGAGUAAUGCUAGUUUCUUGUUCUGUUAACUUGAAAACCUUGAGUUCCACUCAUAUCCUGUUUUUUCAAUGAAUCUUAAAUGAGCGUUGGUAUCGUAAUGGACAAUGGAUUGGCACUUCAAAAUCA
Messenger RNA from Raphanus sativus (radish), 722 nucleotides. RefSeq names its product protein mago nashi homolog. Gene Ontology annotation, biological process: RNA splicing. Gene Ontology annotation, cellular component: nucleus; exon-exon junction complex. The transcript has 3 exons. NCBI's taxonomy places the organism in Eukaryota, Viridiplantae, Streptophyta, Magnoliopsida, Brassicales, Brassicaceae. Bases 48 to 506 code for a protein of 152 amino acids. The record is from RefSeq and is a predicted model, not a curated record.